AUUAAUAGACUUUAUGUUUAGUUCACUACACACUCCAGCUUCUAUUUGAUUACAUGGACAGGGCAAGAGGACUUUAUCAAACAUGCUUGCUUUUGUUUGUUUUUUGUUACAAUAACGUUCAGCAGCACAGCAUUUCUAUGCAGGAGAUUUUCUGUUUUGCAAAAGUGGAAAUGUGUGACUCAAAAAUACACUCGGAGUUAGAGGGUUAUGGUUUGACAUGUUUCACACCGUAUUUGCUCUAAUUAAGUUCAACAAGUAUUUUGCGUUUAACCUUUUGGUCGUACAAAUAUACAUAGUGACAUGAGAGGAGAAACGUGUUUUACUCCUAGUGUGAACACUUGUCUUGCCCACGCUUUUGCUGAAGGAGGUAGCUGUUGCAGAAGCGGUGGGUCAUGUGGUUUUGUUUUGGUGAACUCAUCUGUUUUUUAGUUUGAGCAGGGUUCAGAGCUCCAAACCUUGUGGGGUUUUGAGUGCGGACAGGGGUGGGGGUUGGGGUGACGUUGUUUUAUUAAUUUGUGCUUGCAAAUGAGAUGCCAUUAAGUCCAUUCUCUUGUGCUCAUCUAUACUUGGAGAGGAUGACAUUCUGCAGUGUGUAGAUGUGUAGAUUCAACAAUGCUUGAGCCAAAGGAGAAUUUGUCAUCUUUUUCUAUAAACACACUUUCACGAGUGCACUUGAGGAGUAAUUUCCUGUAAACGUCCUGUCAAAGGUUCUUCUGCCGCAAACAGUUGAAACAAAAAAGGCUGUGUUAUCAUGAAAGAUUACUUGAGAUAGAAAGUGAGCGGUGGUAUUCAGAUGCAUGCUAUUUUUAUGACUCGACAGCUUUCAAAAGCCUUUGCCAGCGUGAUAAACACUUGAAAAGCUGUGAGCGUCUCAUCCCCAGGAGUUGGCUCCAUUGCCCGGCCUUACGCUGUUUGAACACAGUCAUUCUGGUCACCAUAUGGGCAACGCAAUAAGAUGUUUUGAAGAAAUUAUCUGCGGCACGGAUACUGUAUAUUAUCACGUCGAUAUAUUUCAGAAGUCAAAUGAAAACACAAUCACAGCAGAAAGAUUCCAGUCCUACAAACUAAGGAUACGAUUUUAAUGACAACUGGAUCAGACGUGGAGCUUUGGGACUCAUUCCUGAGAGGAGGUUACAGUAACACACGGCAGGCUGAGGAGCAUGCUGAAGCAGCUAGACGAGAAAGAUGUUGAUUUUGAAGAAAUCAAAAAGAACCUGGAAUACACAGCAUCGUUACUAGAGGCAGUGUACCUCGAUGGAACAAGGCAGUGUCUGGAGUCUGAAGAUGACCUCCAGCAACUGCAGUCAGACGGGGUGCCGUCAGAGGUCACCGACUGGCUGGCUUCCACUUUCACCCAGAAGAUCCGCCGUCCUACGCGACGCUCUGAUGAGAAGCCCAAGUUUCGCAGCAUUGUGCAUGCAGUACAAGCUGGGAUAUUUGUGGAGCGGAUGUUCAAGAGGGCCUACACAGCAGCCAUGCCGGACCAACCUGCAGCGGUCGUAAAUUGCCUCAGGGACGUGGACCGUUGGAGCUUUGAUGUGUUUGCUCUGAACUCAGCCAGCUCUGAUCAUGCACUCCGAACUCUGUUCUUUGAGCUGAUCACCAGAUAUGAGCUCAACAGUCGCUUUAAGAUUCCCAUCUCGUGCCUCACAGAAUUUCUGUCUGCGCUGGAGAGAGGAUACUGCAAAUACAACAACCCCUACCACAACCACGUUCACGCUGCUGAUGUAACUCAGACACUGCACUGUCUGCUGCUGCGCUCCGGACUCGUGCACUGGCUGACAGAGCUCGAGGUGAUGGCAUCCCUGUUUGCUGCAGCCAUCCAUGACUAUGAACACACAGGAACUACAAAUAACUUUCACAUCCACACAAAGUCAGAGUUUGCAUUGAUCUACAAUGACCGGUCUGUACAAGAGAGCCAUCACCUGAGUGCAGCAUUCCGCCUACUGCUGGACGACCAAAUGAACAUCUUUAUUAAUUUGACGCGGGAGGAAUGGAUGGAGCUGCGGUCACUUGUUAUAGAGAUGGUGUUGUCCACGGACAUGUCCUCCCACCUUCUCCAAGUCAAAGCGAUGAAAUCCUGUCUACAACAACAAGAACGGAUUGACAAGCCCAAAGCACUGUCUCUGUUACUGCACACGGCUGACAUAAGUCAUCCAUCCAAGCCUUGGGCGCUGCACUCUCGCUGGACCAAAACCUUGAUGGAGGAGUUUUUCAGACAGGGUGAUAGAGAGGCAGAGCUCGGCCUCCCCUUCUCUCCACUGUGUGAUCGACAAACCACCCUAGUAGCUGAAUCCCAGAUCGGUUUCAUAGACUUCAUUGUGUAUCCUACAUUUUCUCUGCUGACCGAUAUGGCUGAAAAGAUUGUUAUUCCUUUGGUGGAAGAGAACCCAGGUCCACCAGACCCCUGCAACAGACAUAGUAAUCUUUGGAAGGAGAGCUCCAGAGGCCUGCAGUGGAGCCUCGCACACAUCACAGCUGAGCUGGUGAGCUUCCGCUCUACUUGGACACGGCACACUGAGGACAACAAGCUCAAAUGGAAGGAAAGUGGCUCAAAUGGAUUUUCAGACCCCGGCGAGACAAAAGAGCAGCGAUCGAGACAAGAAGUGUUGUCAGAAAAAUCCCUGCAAGACCCCACUACAGAUACAAAAUAGCAGACAGCAGCUCCUUUGUAAUACGCGUUUGCAGAAUAGAAAAAAGUAACACUUUUGUAACAAAACUCAGAUACCUUUUACUUUAAAAACUGAGAGAUCUUACCAAGGUAAGAUGUAGCGUAAUCACAGAAACUUCCUCAUUUUAAAUGUAGCAUACUACAAUAAUUUAAAUACAAAAGUACACAUGCUGGUCAUGUUAUACAGUCUAGUCCAUAUCAUUAAUUUAAUUUGUCAUCUAAACAGCUGUAAGUUACAUUUGAACUUUCAAAGCAUAAAACAAUCAUUUAACCUUAAAAUAAACUUUGUGUCAUAUAUGAGUUUUUUGUAGUCUGUUUCUUUGUCUGGGACAUAUUUACACAUGGGCCAGUGAUCCAGACAUGACAACUCAAUAUAGGAACUUAAGUUAAAUCGGUUAUGUUUUGCAUUUUCCAAACAUACAACAGUUAACUUUUUUUUUUUUUUACUUAAAAGCAAUAUUUUAAAUUUCUUUUGAAGAGCCUUUAUUGUAGAAGGUAAAAUUUGAUAUUACUCACUGUGGUCUGUAUUAAUUAUCUUGCAUUUAGAAAGCAAUCAUACCAUAGUUCCUUGGUUAUUGCACCUCAAAAAUAAUGAUAAUGAAUUAAAAAGUAAUAAUGCAAGUGAACUAAAGAGGCUUUUAGAAUUUAAAAGGGAGAAAUACUUUAAGGAAUAAGUAGUAAUAAUAAAUAAUAAAGAGGUAGAGGCCAAUGUUUGGUCAGCCAAAAUUAUCAAAGAAGAUGGUUAAGCAUGCAUUCAAAUUUAAAGUGUUCUCUGCUCUCCCAGCAAGAGGAGCUAUAGAGCAAAGACUGCAAUGGCCCAGGGGUAGUUCAGCUUCACACCCAGCUUCAUAUUUUAAUGCUCGUCAGUGAAGCAGUUUGGAAUUGCACCAUCGCUUUUCUUCUUACAACAGAUGGGAAAAAAUGUUUUUCUAAUUUGAAUCAGCUGAUAGUCUUUAAAUGAAUAAAUGCCACAACAACAACUGAAGACACAGCUCUGCUGCUUGUCAGUAUGAUUUGCAUGAUUUGAGCUUCCAUCCCAACACCCACUUUGAAUAUAAAAUGAAUAUAAAUCCAUCACACAGCAAGACAGUAAUGACUGUUACACAAAGAGUCUUGUGUUAAAGAAAAAACUGUUCUGUAAGAUAUGGAUAUCCUUUCUAUAAUUCAGCUAAAUUUUAGGUGCAACAGCGUAAAUGUACAUUACAAAAUAUUUUUUUAAGUCUCUCUAACAGAUAAAGUGCAAUUGGGCUUUUAUUCUGAAAGGAUCCUUCACUAUGUCCACCCCCAAUCACAAAGGUGAAACGCUUUAACAGCAAAACUUGUUCACAGCAGUCUGUAAAGAUACAGUAUCCCACGCAGCUUAAACUGCUGCAGUGUUACAAAAUGCAUUUGUGAAAUCUUGUCCUUUUAUGAAAAAUAUAUGUGCUUUUAUGCUCUUGCUUCAGAUUGCAUUCAAUUAUUUAAUAGCAGAGCGUCUAUUUUUAGAGUAAAGUUAAAAUCAACUUUAGCUGAGCGCAUGACCAAUGAUGCAACGAUACGUGAAAGCUUUAAGAAUUCCUGCUAAAAUGCAUCUGGUUUUCUUUUUUUGACACUUGAAUGGGCAAAGCUCUCCUGGUUCUUUGCAUCUUCAUGCUAACGCUGCUGAUGAAGUUCAUAUAAUCUUUCCUACAAAAAAAGAAAACAAUCACCAAUUUAAACAUUUUAUUGUAUCAAACAAAUUUAGAUUACAGAUGUAAUCAUCAAUCAAGUAAAACUAGAACAAAAAAAGUCCAUGUUAUUCAAGUAAAGUACACUACUACCAUUCAAAAAACAAGUUUACCCAUAAAUACAUUGCAGGAGAAAAACAAAGCUUGCAGAGG
This is a messenger RNA of Haplochromis burtoni (Burton's mouthbrooder), 4530 nucleotides long. RefSeq names its product calcium/calmodulin-dependent 3',5'-cyclic nucleotide phosphodiesterase 1B. Gene Ontology annotation, biological process: signal transduction. The transcript is spliced from 14 exons. The record is from RefSeq and is a predicted model, not a curated record. Gene Ontology annotation, molecular function: 3',5'-cyclic-nucleotide phosphodiesterase activity. Lineage: Eukaryota; Metazoa; Chordata; Actinopteri; Cichliformes; Cichlidae. Bases 1161 to 2654 code for a protein of 497 amino acids.